GGAGGUGAAUUGCAUCACAUAGGCAAUGACAAUUUACUUGAGUUUCGUCGUAAAUUAGAUGUCAUGAAACGCGACGAGUUUGUUUGGGUCCCUUAUGCUGGACAUGUGGAAAUGAAUUUGAGUCAAGUUUAUUUUAUUGGGUCUGUAUUAUGGACAUGUAUCGUACCACUUAUUUGUUUUCAAAAAGUGGAAUGGCACUAGCCGGAUAGAGUCAUGCGACAGUUUGGAAUGCAACAACCUAUUCUGGGCCCAGUAAUGCAACCCGAAAACAUACAUGACUUGACCUUAAAGGGAAAAGAAGGAAGAAAUUGGAUGCGACUAAUGCAACCCGCGCUUAAUGAAUGGAAUAGUCGCUAUGAAAGGAGAGUAGAACAAACGCCGCCACAAACAGGGACCCUUAGUCUGAACUCUGAAUAUAUGAGGUGGUACAGGCGUAAGACAAAAGUUUAUGUCGACCCAAAACAUGCAAGAAGAGGACUAUUGGGUGAAAUCGCGGAAACACUACAUUUUAUGGUGUCGCCUGUUGGGAGAAGGGUUUGUACUUUUGAUGAUUUACUGCCAUGUAUCGAGAAGAUCACUCUUAUAUCUGAAGAAGAGGAUAGGAUACUUGAGGCACAUCAAGAUGCUCCCCCUUCUCAGCCACAAUUUGAACAUCAGCAGUUUAAUAUACUACAGCGAAGUGUGGAGACUCGAGGCUUAGGGCGACGUCGGCAAACUGUGGAUGCAGCACUGUACAGUUUGCCUCCGAUGCCAGAACGAGAACAUGGAAUGUAUUACACACCACCGGUAUUCACCCAAGAACCAUCGCAGAUGGCGCCGAUGUAUUCAUACCCACAUGAUUUCCAAUCAGGGUACAGUAUGACAGGCAUAUUUGGAUCCUCUCCUCCUUCAGGGGGGACUCCUUCAUUCACCCAAAAUAAUGAACUACCGACCCCAAAUGCUCCACUUGGUGGUCCGUGGAAUGUACCUGGAAAUAUACCCGACAUGAAUGACUUAUUGGGGGUCGAUUUACGUCAUGAUUUCUCUGCCGAGGCUGACGAAGUGGAUGAAAGGGGGAAUCUUAGAAGAAGAAACCCUGAUAGGGCAGCUAGGAAUUGGGAUCGGCCAUGUGGGACAUCGUCGCGACAUCACAGACAUAGUCAUGAUUGAUUAAUAAUGGGUUUACAUUGUAUUGUUUUUUUCCAUGUACUUUGUAUUGUUUUUUUUUUCAUGUUUUAACAAUGUCAUGUACUUUGUAUGGUUGUUUU
This is a messenger RNA of Glycine soja, 1247 nucleotides long. RefSeq lists its product as uncharacterized. The coding region runs from base 214 to 1149 and encodes 311 amino acids. Lineage: Eukaryota; Viridiplantae; Streptophyta; Magnoliopsida; Fabales; Fabaceae. The transcript is spliced from 3 exons. The record is from RefSeq and is a predicted model, not a curated record.